UACCUCACUUUGGUUUCUCCAAAAAAAAAAAAAAAAAAAAAAAAUCCUAAAUUUCUAGGGUUAGGGUUUUAUCAGGGUUUUCACAAUUUCUCGUGGAAUUUUCUUCGAAAACUGGGUAAGUAAUUGUUCUUUUUCAAUGAUUCAAUGUCUCAUUUAGGAACAAGAACGAUCGAUUGCGUUCCUCAAUCACUCCUCGAUCGUAUCUCUUCCAAAAGAAAAUUAGAUGAAUAUGAUGAAGACCAAGAAUACCCUGAUUUAGUUUAUGUGAAGAUGAAAAGAGAUGAUUUUGAUGCUAAUUAUGAUGUUAAAACUAGGGUUCUUGAUACUAAUAAUCAAUCAGUGUCUUCUUAUACUAGUAGCAGUAGUAGUACUAGAUGUAUUGGGUCUUCAUCAAAGACUUUACAUUUCUUCGUGAGAAACAUGUCUGGUGGUAAUACAAAGGUUAUACAUGCAAAUUCUGAUGAUACAGUUGAAUCUGUUCAUGAACAAAUUAGAAAAAUGACUGGAAUUCCUGUGUUUGAGCAAGGUUUAAUUUAUAGAGGAAAGCAACUUCAGAUGGAUAAAACCCUUGAAGAUUAUUCGAUACAGAACGAUGCACAACUUCAAUUGGUUGGAAGGAUGAGAAGUACUGAAUAUCCCAAAACAUGGAAAGUUGUUAAUCAGUUGAUCUCAACAAUAUGUAGUCUUUGUAGAGGUGAACGUCGUUGUGCAAAUACAGUUAUCGGUGAUGUUAAAAUCUUUAUUGAUAUGGCUUCGCUAUUUAAGAUAAGAAAAGAUAAUGAUGUGAGUUUUGGUCAUAUUCAGAUAUUUGUAUCUGCAGGCGCAGCAGCAGCUCUGGUUAUGAUGUUUGUUUCACCGAUUGCAGGUAACAAAGAGUGUGCUGAAGAGGCGAUCCAACUCUUUUUAAACCCUACUCUUGAUACUGAAACAAAAGAAUUACAAACUCAUUCUGUUUCCAUCAUUUUAGAGUUCUGUAAGUUGCUUAGUAAAACAUCUCAAGACAAUCCACUCUAUAUUUCUUGCCGAAACACGCUGGGGACAAUGUUGGAAACUAUUCAAGUUGUGCACAGGAGUAGAUGUUUUAGCUAUGCGGAGGCAUCUGUUGUAAUUCAGGAGUUGUUUCCAUUUGUAUCUGAGCUGGGACGUAAGGUGAUAAAGGGUUUAGAGUCUUCUAUAAAUUCACCCCAAAUUGCUGUGAUGUCAUUAUUAGGUGAUGUUCGUGAUUUUAAUGCAUUCUUGAUUCCCUUGCGUAACGCAAUUGAGGACCAGUUAGGCGGGAUGGGUCAUCUGCCUAUUUGUUUGACUGAUUUACGCCCCUGUUAUAUCGUUGAGCUAGGAUCACUUCAUGUUAUUUUCUUAGAAAUUCUUGAAAAAAUUGAUGAAUGCUUGAAAAAAAUGGAGAUACCGGUCAGCAAAAGUACAGGGGAAAUUGAUAGUCUUCGAAGUGGGUGGGGUCAAUAUCUUUCUAUUUUGAAGGCACUGAAUACUCUUUCCAAACUUUAUAAAGGUGCUGAAGAAAAUGUUCUCUCUGUUCUGAGGUCAAGGCAGGUUGCUCUAAACGCUCUUAUUAGGAAUGCAAGGAGGAGUGAGGAUCAUCGUUGGAUUCUUGAGCAUAAGGAUUUGACAUCUUUUGAAUCUAGGAGGCAUUUGACGUUGAUGUUGUUUCCUGAGUUGAAAGAUGAAUAUGAGCAUUUGUUUGAAAUGCUUAUUGACAGAGAACAUUUAUUGGCUGAAUCAUUUGAGUAUAUAAGUAAAGCUGAUGCUAAGGAUUUGCAUGGUGGUGGACUUUUCAUGGAGUUUAAGAAUGAGGAAGCGACUGGUCCCGGCGUUUUGCGAGAAUGGUUUUGCUUGGUCUGUCAAGCAAUAUUCAAUCCACAGAAUGCCUUAUUUCUACCUUGCGAAGACGACAACAGAAGGUUCUUUCCUAAUCCAGCAUCCGAUGUCGACCCACUCCACCUUGAAUAUUUUCACUUUUGUGGACGGAUAAUUGCAUUAUCGUUGGUGCACAAAGUGCAAGUAGGCAUCGUAUUUGAUCGCACAUUUUUCUUGCAAUUGGCUGGAGGGACUGUUUCGUUGGAAGAUGUGCGAGAUGCUGAUCCUUCGUUUUAUUCGAGCUGCAAGAAAAUUUUAGAAAUGGAUACUGAAUUAUUGGAUAUGGACGGUGGUUUGGGUCUAACAUUUGUCAGAGAUAUUGAAAAGUUAGGAUCUAGGAAAAGUGAGGAGCUCUGUCCAGGAGGAAAUAAUAUCGCGUUGAAUAGCAGUAACAGGGAAGAGUAUGUAAAUCUCCUUAUACAGCAUCGUUUUGUGAACUCGGUCUCAAAUCAAGUAAGAGAGUUCGCUGAGGGUUUUUCUGAAAUUCUUUGCGAUGCAUCCAUGCGUGAGUUCUUUUUUCGAAGUUUAGAGCUUAAAGAUCUUGAUCGGAUGCUGCAUGGAAGUGAUAGAGCUAUAUGUGUCGAGGACUGGAAGGCGCACACCGAGUAUAAUGGUUGUAAAGAAACUGAUAGUCAAAUCAUCUGGUUUUGGAAGAUUGUAGAAGGUAUGUCAGUUGAGCAACAAAGGGUACUUCUUUUCUUCUGGACAUCAGUGAAAUACUUGCCAGUGGAAGGAUUUGGAGGGCUUCAAUCUCGAUUAUAUAUAUACAGAGCACCCGAACCCCAUGAUAGACUACCUUCAGCGCACACAUGCUUCUAUCGGUUGUGUCUUCCGCGCUAUAGAUCUGAAGCCAAAAUGCAGGAAUCUCUUGAAAUCAUCACCCAAGAACACUUGAGCUGCAGCUUUGGCAUAUGGUGAGAGACACCCGCACACACAAAAAAAGGCUUAAUAGGUGGGUCGUUUGGUUCUUUUCUUUCUUUUGGUGGGAUAUAAAAAUCAAAGCUUGGUUGCAUAUAGAGAUUUGGAGCAGUAUGUACAGAAGUCUUAGGAUCAUAACUUAUUUUUGCAUUUAUAUCUUUAAUUUCAGUAAUAGUCUGUAAGGAGGGUCCGUCUGAUAGUAAGUCUUUUGUCCUGUUAUGUAUUACCCAUCUUCUUUUGGGUUCAGGUCUAUUCAAAUACAUGUGAAUAAAUAAUCUGUUGUAGAAAAAAAGAAAAACUUGAAUCAAGCAUAGACUUUUGGUGUCACAUUCUCUAAUUGCAUAAUAUAUAUUAUAUAUAGUUAGAUUUGUCA
Messenger RNA from Papaver somniferum (opium poppy), 3163 nucleotides. Its product is annotated as E3 ubiquitin-protein ligase UPL5-like. Bases 145 to 2790 code for a protein of 881 amino acids. The record is from RefSeq and is a predicted model, not a curated record. Gene Ontology annotation, biological process: protein polyubiquitination; proteasome-mediated ubiquitin-dependent protein catabolic process; positive regulation of protein catabolic process. Lineage: Eukaryota; Viridiplantae; Streptophyta; Magnoliopsida; Ranunculales; Papaveraceae. Gene Ontology annotation, molecular function: ubiquitin-protein transferase activity; protein binding. The transcript has 3 exons.